AUGCCUUCACUAUCUUCCCUCUUGAAGCGUCGAAGGGAAAGUCAAAAUGAUAACCGCACGAGCUUGAGUCUAAGCGUUACUCCAGAGAAGGUACAAAGAAAAUCGAAGCGUAAUUUCCUUCGCAAACUUUUUAAAAUCUCUAGUGCUUCCUCUCGAGACAAGCGGGAGAAAGAACAGGCCGUGAUAGUUCCAACCCCAACUUCCUCAAAUCAACCUUCAAGUCCCAUGUCGAAUCAUAACAAACCUCUUCCGCCUCCACCGCCAUCAAUCAAGGAGUCUGCAUCCCUAACAGCGAUACCUUCGAGACCUUCCAAAAAGCUCGAUAGGAUAAUAUCACCUCUUACUGAUCAAGAGCUUCAUGAGCUAUUCUCCGGGGCUCCCCAGUUUUAUGCGCGAUCCGAAGGCCAUCACACAGGCGCACCACAUCCUUUAGUAGCUUUCCCUUGGGAUUCGACUGUGCAGAUACGAGAUCUAUCGGAUCAUGUGCAAAUACAAGACGAGGCAUGGGGAUGUGUCACAGCGUGGCCGCAUAUCACGAGAGAAGCUCCGAUAAGUUUGGAAGGCGUGGAGGAUACUGGGAAACAACCGCGUGCCUGGUUUAUGCCAAGAUGCCGCGAACGGCCGAGUAUGCUUAGUAUGCAAGGCAUGGAGAGAGGAACUGUGGGAUAUCAAGCGGCUUUAGAGCUAGGUGUUGCCGAUGCGCUAGAAGAACCGGAGGAGAUAUUACCUGAUUCUGGCCCUUUUUCACUAUUUCUUAGACGAAGAGAAUUCUUAAAUGGCAAGGAUGGAAUCAGACCUCUCGAAGAGCACUCUAUUUACGAACAUCUCAUGAAUAUUGGCACCUCAUACCAUGAGGGCCUGAUGCAUAUGCGGACGACUGUCGAGUUAUAUUCAGAACUAUUCACGCAGAUCCUAUUUCCUCCUUCUAGGGUUACUGACGCGGAUGAUCCUUACAGUUUGCAGGUUCAAAUUGAGGUUCUUGUGAAGGUUCUAGCUACUCCUAAUAUUUGGAUUGAUUUUAGCUCCGUUGAAUGGAGAAUUCGUCUGGGACAGAUACUGUGGGGCCAGCCGCUCGAAACUGACCUGGGGGAUGACUUUUCUACCAAUAGCGAGACAACCAAUGAAUCUGAGGACCAGAAGUAUUGGCUGUUGUUGCAAAUACUGCUUUCGUGUGAAUUGUUAUUGCGACUCGAUACAGUGUCUCAAAAUAUCAAUAAUGGUUUGGAGCCUGCCAAACCUGCUGACGUCAAGAAACUUGAAAAGAGCAUGACAUCCAGUGUCAAAUGGUCACUUAUUUUAGCACGAUCUUGGCUCGAGAAUAUCCGCAUCGAGCAGAGUGUGUCCGAAGUCAUUCCCGAAAGGAAGCCUUCUGGAUGGUUAGCAACAUUAACUGGAACAUCAACUUCUGUCGAUGAUAGUGCACCACAAGAAAGCGUUCAAACGUUUCAGUUUCGAGGACGCCAUGAAAAUCGACAAUUGACCGGGCUAGUACACUUUGCCCAGAAGUUGAAAUGGCCCCAUUUGGAUAAAUUGACCGGAAAGGUAUUAUCUAAUGAUAUAUUCAUAACGGAAAGUUCUCAGAAUACUCCUGCUUCUGGAACACCUAUGUCUGUUUCGACACAAAAGUCAUCUUACUUCAUGAGCCAAAGACCUGUUUCGCGACGAGGUUUAGCAAGAUCAACACAGAGAAUGUCUGCACUAAUGAAUUCAUCCGGAUGGUUGUCCAAUUCUUACAUUAGUGGACUUAUGCUACCUGGUGAAGGCUUGUGCCAUUUCUUGAUCUCAACAUUACUAGAAAAUGACGAUGCUGCAGUCGCGAAGCUAGGAGACGAGGCCAACUUGUAUGGCGGGUUUGUAUUUGGUGAAAGAAGCUUCUGGAGCACGGCAUGUAUAGUUGGUCGAGUUUUGGCUGCUGGUAAGGACUCGUCUGAAUGCAUGGGUUGGAUAUCCUCGAAAGUCAAACCUAGGGGUAUUUCUGGCGAAGCUUGGGUCAAUAUUGAUGUAGAGCCAGCAUCACAGGAAAAUUCUACAACCGAAAUUCCCAGGAUUCUGCAGAAGACUGUCAUCGAAAGAGAUGGAAGUGUUAUUGGCGGAGCGGAUCCAUCAUCAAUACUUCCAGGUGAUUUUGUAGCAGUUUACGACGCGCCGGUUUUACAUCCUCCAUCGAUCAUUUUCGAGUCGCUAGAUCUUUUUGCUGUCGACUCUGAUGAGAUGACCCCUACUGAAGAAGAACCGACCUCAGAAACAGAUGUAACUACAGCGCCAAGUAUUAAAACAUACUCUGCAAUGAUGAGAUUCUUAAUGGAUCUUGAUGGGGAUGAGAAAAGGGAAAUCAAUGUUGCUCUUACUCAUGAUGUGCAUUUCGUCACUGCUCAUCCAUGUGUCAAGUCUCACAGCAUCGAAGUACUGAAAUCUCCUACAAGCCCAUUAUUUCAAUUGCAGGGCGGUGGUGAGGAUGGUGAAGUCCCUAAUUCAGAUAUGGAUGAUGCGGAUGCAGAGGAUGUGAGUGAUGCGAUGAGUAGUGAAGUCAGCGGGGAAACCCAGAGUAGGAAUAAAAAAGAAUUUGGCAGUGAUGCGGAAAUGUUAGCCAGAGCGUUAUGUGCGGAAAGAGGAUGGAAUGCUCUGGUUAGUAGGAGAGGGAGAGGAUGUCUGGCUUGUGCUAUUAGAGAGGCUGGUGCGUUGGGGUGGGAGGUCGUGGUGAGGGUUUAG
Sclerotinia sclerotiorum 1980 UF-70 is the source of this 2709-nucleotide messenger RNA. RefSeq lists its product as hypothetical. The coding region runs from base 1 to 2709 and encodes 902 amino acids. The record is from RefSeq and is a predicted model, not a curated record. Lineage: Eukaryota; Fungi; Ascomycota; Leotiomycetes; Helotiales; Sclerotiniaceae. The transcript is spliced from 4 exons.